AUGCCUCGCGCGACAAAAUCAGCCGGCUUGAACGCCAAAGCGAAGAGAAAGGAGAGAAGAGAGGAGAAAUUUAAUAACAAAGGAGGAGGAGGAGGAGGGGGAGAAGGUGGAGCCGCCACCACGGGAAAAACUUUCGAGGACGAGGAAGGAGGAAACAAGCAAAAGAAGAAGCAUAAAGGGAAUCAACACGAAGACAAGGAUAACAAUAAAAAGUCGAAGAAUACCUCAUCAUCUUUCAAGAGUUCGAACGCAAGUAAUGGUAAUGGGGAUAAAAAAGCGUGGAAGAGCGGCGGAAUUGGUGGUGGAAGCGGCGGCUUCAAGAAGACAGCCUCCUCUCAACAACAACAACAAACACAAUCGCAAUCGCAAUCGCAAAAGCAAGGCUUUGCAAAGCCAAACUUUCAGCUCAUCGAAGAGUUAGUGUUGAUUUUUGAAAAGCUCAGGCAAACGAAAGAUUCUUCCAAAACCAAAAACGGCGGCGGCAACCGCGGGAAAGGUAAACGCGCAGGCGACGACGACGACGACGACGACGACAGCGAUAACGACAACAACAGUCGCGACGCGGGUAAGAAGAAGGAAUACGCAACACUCAUUUACUCGAAAACUAAAGGUAAGAUUCCUGAAAUUGCAAACAAUCACAAAGGCUCGAGAAUAGUCCAAAGUCUGUUGAAAUACGGCACGGAAGAGCAAAUAAACUCGGUAUUUGCCGAAUGCGCGCCGAAACUAGCCAUAUUAGCGAAAUCUUUGUACGGGAACUUCCUCAUUCGGAAGCUCAUCGAAAAGACUAAGAAAGAAGAUUAUCCGCAACUGUUACAAAACGUCAAAGGUCAAGUAACUUCGCUAGCGCGACACCCAAUUGGAAGUCAAAUAUUAGAGCAUCUGUAUCACUCCGCGAAGGGCGAACAACGCGCGCAAAUGCAGGCUGAAUUCUACGGUGGCGAAUUUGUACACUUUUCAAACGCGAGUGCGAUGACGAAAAAAGACGGUAAAAACGCCAACAAAGAACCGCCGACUUUGAAGGACAUUCUGUUGCAAAAACCAGCCAUGCAGAGACAAAAUACGUUGAAAAACAUAUCGAGAUCAAUCCUUCCGAUUCUGGAGAAAGGUUUAGUAUCGCCGCUCAUCGUCCAUAAAGUUUUAAAAGAAUAUCUCCUGGUCGGUGGUGCAAGUUUACGCGCCGAGGCGGCAAAUUCUAUCGCCGCACCCGCGUUUCUUCGAUUGUUCCACACCAGGGAAGGUGCCACGGCAACGAACGUGAUGCUUUCGUACGCCGGCGCGAAACAACGAAAGCAAGUCUUGAAAGCUUUGAAAACGCAAGUGUGGAGAGUAUCCCAAGACGAGUGCGCACAUUCGACUAUAAUGACAUUAAUUGACUGCGUGGAUGAUACGAAUAUGCUCAAUAAAAUCAUCUUACAGGAGCUCAAAAGCGAAGAUAUCGCGGGAAUCGUCUGCGAACACAAAUUCGGGAAACGCGUGAUACUGCAUUUACUUCGUCCGCGUUUGAAUAAAUACUCGCCACCAAACUUACAGAUGAUGAUGCUCAGUCCGGAGGAGAUACAUCAAUCUGUUGAAGCGGCGAAGGCGUUGGUGAAAACGCUGCAAAAGCAGCAGAAAAAAAUUAACCGACACGAUAACGACGGUGACGACGGCGAGGAAGAAAUCGAGGACGACGAGAUCUUGAAAGAUAGCAGCAACAAGAAAUCGGAAGGAAACAAAAGAAAACUGAACAGUGAUGGUGGUAGUGAUUCUGAGGAAGACGAGGAAGAAGCCGAAGGAGCGGAUGUUAACUUUGGCGUUGCCAAGAAGAGCGAGCAACAGAGACGAUUGGAAGUUUUUAAGCAAUAUGGAUUCGCCGAGGCGUUGGUGAAAUCGUGCCAAGACAACAUCGACCGAAUGCUCCGGUCGAAAGAAUCCGGAGAUGUUCUGUACGAAGUCAUCAUCGGGGGAUUGGACGAUGUCGUGUAUGAGUCUUGUGGCGAAGGAAAAAUGAACGCGUUCUACGAGCGCAUCGCGGAGGUUGUCACCGAGUCCGUCAAAAGCGCAAAAGCCGACGAGGAGGAUAACUUAUUGGAAAACUUCUUUUCGACGAGACUUUUGCGCCGCGCGGCGCAAGAUUGUCCUCGUUUCGCCAAAGUGUUGUUUGACUCUUCUAUAUGUGCAUCUUCAUCCUUACAAAAGAAGUGGCUUUCUGUGCCGCACGCGGAGAAAAUCAUCGCAGGCGUGUUAUCGUGUCCGGACGAGAAGUUCGUUACGGAGGCUAAAGCGAAGAUGGGGGCGGAUGCCGAUGCAAUACUCGCUAAAGUGAUCGCUAUAAAAGAGAAGCAUCGUGAUAAUGCUGCAAAAGGGAAAGCAUAA
Messenger RNA from Bathycoccus prasinos, 2355 nucleotides. RefSeq lists its product with no specific name. The transcript has a single exon. The coding region runs from base 1 to 2355 and encodes 784 amino acids. Gene Ontology annotation, biological process: regulation of translation. Gene Ontology annotation, cellular component: nucleolus. Lineage: Eukaryota; Viridiplantae; Chlorophyta; Mamiellophyceae; Mamiellales; Bathycoccaceae. Gene Ontology annotation, molecular function: mRNA binding. The record is from RefSeq and is a predicted model, not a curated record.